AUGGGUUACACUCACUACUACUCGGUCGACAACACCUCCAGCCCCGAGUGGGGAGCCGCCUGGCCCCAGCUCAUCGAGGAUGCUCAAAAGAUCGUCGACAACUCCAAUGUCCCUCUCAGCGGUCCCGACUUCGACGAACCCGGUCCGCCAAUCAUCGAUGUAAACCAGGGAAUCUUCCUCAACGGAGUCGGAGACGACGGACACGAACCUCUGUGCUUGGACCGGCACGGUAACGCGGGGUUUUCAUUUGUCAAGACGGCUCAUAAGCCAUACGAUGAGGUGGUUGCGUGUAUCCUGCUCAGGGCAGCUGUGCUGGCUCCGAACUGUGUCAGCUUGAGCUCGGAUGGUGAUUGGGAUCAUGAUUGGUGUAUGGCCCGCCAUCUAUACAGAGAUUUGUGGGGAGAGGAUGUCGAAUGUCCUUGGAGUGAGACUGAGGUUGCGGAUGACUGA
Aspergillus thermomutatus is the source of this 450-nucleotide messenger RNA. RefSeq lists its product as uncharacterized. The record is from RefSeq and is a predicted model, not a curated record. The transcript is spliced from 3 exons. Bases 1 to 450 code for a protein of 149 amino acids. NCBI's taxonomy places the organism in Eukaryota, Fungi, Ascomycota, Eurotiomycetes, Eurotiales, Aspergillaceae.